Molecule: messenger RNA, 948 nt
Organism: Ctenocephalides felis (cat flea)
Lineage: Eukaryota; Metazoa; Arthropoda; Insecta; Siphonaptera; Pulicidae
Product: octopamine receptor beta-3R-like
Exons: 2
Coding region: 1-948 (315 amino acids)
Biological process (GO): adenylate cyclase-activating adrenergic receptor signaling pathway
Cellular component (GO): membrane
Molecular function (GO): octopamine receptor activity
Source: RefSeq, a predicted model, not a curated record
AUGCUAGCAAACGUCAUGUCCACCCCGUACCCUGCAGACUUCCAAUCGAAUGCAAGUCUGAAGCAGAACAUCACAUCGGUCGAUUCAGAGAACUGGAUCCAAAUCUUUGCUUUAGCAUUGAAAGGAUCAAUAUUUGGAACGAUCAUCAUUAGUGCUGUCUUGGGCAAUGCCUUAGUCAUCAUCUCUGUGCACAGAAAUAGGAAAUUGAGAGUGAUCACUAAUUAUUAUGUUGUCAGUCUAGCGAUGGCUGAUAUGUUGGUUGCUCUAUGUGCUAUGACUUUCAAUGCGUCAGUGGAACUGAGUGGUAGAUGGCUGUUUGGGUAUUUUAUGUGUGAUGUAUGGAAUUCCUUGGAUGUAUACUUUUCGACAGCAUCCAUUUUGCAUCUUUGUUGCAUAUCAGUGGAUAGAUACUAUGCUAUAGUACGUCCUUUGGAAUAUCCAAUAACGAUGACCCAUAGAACAGUUUGUUUCAUGUUGGCUAACGUUUGGUUUCUACCAGCUUUGAUUAGUUUUACACCAAUAUUUCUGGGGUGGUACACGACUACGGAUCACCAAUUGUACAGGCAGAAACAUCCUGAUAUUUGUAUAUUCGUAGUGAACAAGUAUUAUGCUAUAAUAUCAUCUUGCGUGUCGUUCUGGAUACCUGGUGUGGUGAUGAUUGUGAUGUAUUAUAAGAUUUACAAGGAAGCGAUAAGACAACGAAAGGCUUUAUCCAGGACUAGUUCAAAUAUAGUUUUAAACUCUGUCCAUCUUCAUCACACGAGACAUGCGAUGCACCAUUCCCACCAUAUGCACUAUUUGCACCCAAGUGACUGCGACAUUAACCUGACCAUCAAGCAGAUGGAAAACAGAAGAGAAAGCAGGAGUAGUAUGAGUGAGCUGGAUGUCCCAGGCAGGCGCAGGGAUGAUGACACAGUCCAGUGCGUGCUGGAAGUUUGCAAGAUCUGA